GCGUCCGAAUUUGACAAACUUGCGCCACGGCCAAUAGAAUCGUCCGCAUCUUGCCGAGAGGGGGCGGAGCCGAGCCUCUCCCACGACAUCAACAAAACGAGCGCUUUUGUUGUCCGACCGAACGCGCGCACACACGCCGAAAUGACUCGCAACUCUUUUACGACCCCCCGGGUGACCAUUUGACAUCUUAUUGGGUUGGCGUCGACCCGGCGUGGAUCUCGCGGCCUACGUGUGUUCGGGCGUCCGGGUCGGGGCGGAAGGCACUCCAGAGUCCAGGCGAAGACGAGGAGGAACCUCAAUCCGUGCCGAGAUGCCGCACUCGAGCUGGGCCUUCUUAACUCCGCUUAGUCGCCGUGUUCGGAGCCGGGGAAGUGUCGGCGCUUUUUCCAAUGUUGCUUCUGCUUGACCGAGGUCCAGUUGCGGCGAGUCCCGAAAAGUGUCACCGUCCCCAGCGAGUUAAGCCACGUAGCUCCGCCGGAGACGAUUUAAGAUGGCGGAAGGCCGGCCCACUCCCUCGGCGUUCGCCUUCGUGCUUCUCGCCGCCAGUGCCUGGUGCCUGGAGUCGUGUCCGGCUCCUUGCUCCUGCUCAGCGGGCCCGGACGAGCUCCGAGUUCUGGACUGCAACAGGAGAGUGCUGUCGACGGCUCCGUCGGGCCCGCUGGAGGGGUUCGGCCAAGUCUCCAUGAACCACAAUGAACUGAGUGCUUUCCCCGUCUUUGGAGAAGCCUCUGCCAACGUCACAUCUCUAUCAUUAAUACACAACCGCAUCUCGGAGCUGUCGAUGCAUCAGCUGCUCCCGUACGAGUCCCUGGAGACGCUCGACCUGACGUCCAACUCCCUUUCCGAGCUCAGGGUGGGAAGUUUCCCCUUCGUGCAGCUGAAAUAUCUGAAUUUAAGUAAUAACAAGAUCAGCGUCCUGGAGCCGGGCUGCUUUGACAACAUCUCCAGCUCUCUGCUGGUUUUGAAGCUCAACAGGAACAGGUUGACCGCGCUGCCGUCCAAAGUCUUCAAGCUUCCCAGUCUGCAGUUUCUCGAAAUGAAGCGUAACAAGAUCAAGAUGGUGGACAGCCUGACGUUCAAAGGGAUGGACUCGCUCCGGUCGCUGAAGUUGCAACGAAAUGGCCUCAACAAGCUCAUGGACGGAGCCUUUUUUGGACUCAUCAGCAUGGAGGAACUGGAGCUGGAGCACAAUAACCUAACGGAGGUGAACAAAGGUUGGCUGUACGGCCUGCGGAUGCUGCGUAUCUUGCGAGUGAGCCAGAACGCCGUGGGCGUGAUCCGACCAGAUGCCUGGGAGUUUUGCCAAAAGCUGGAGGAGCUAGACCUGUCCUUCAAUCAUCUGACCAGACUGGACGAGACGGCAUUUGUGGGAUUGGGUCUCCUGCAGAGCCUGAACCUUGGCGAGAACUCCAUCAGCCACGUGGGGGAGCGGGUGUUCAGCAGCCUGCCCAAUCUGCACACGCUAGACAUCCACAAUAAUGAAAUUUCCUGGGCCAUUGAAGACUCCAUCUGCGUGUUUGAUGGAAUGAAAAAGCUGAACAGACUAAUCUUACAGCAGAACAAAAUCAAGUCAAUCACCAAGAAAGCCUUUGAGGGUCUGGAUGAGUUGGAGUACCUGGACCUCGACAGGAAUGACAUCAUGUCGAUCGAUCCUGAGGCAUUGCUGCAUACGAAGCUGAAAGUGUUCGUCCUCAAUACCAGCAGCCUGCUGUGCGACUGUCACAUGCAGUGGCUCGGACCCUGGCUCACCAGCGGCCGCUUCCUUCGUUCGGCGUCCGCCGUCUGCGCCCACCCGGCCGUCUUGCUCGGUCGCGAUGUGCUUUCCGUCAGUCCCCGAGACUUUGUCUGUGAUGAUUUCCCAAAGCCUCGGAUCACCGCUCAUCCCGAAACGUCGGUGGCGCUGCGCGGUAACAACGUUACCCUGAGCUGCGUGGCGACCAGCAGCAGCGACUCACCAAUGAGCACAGCGUGGCGGAAAGACGGCGAGGUGCUCUACGACGCCGAGGUGCAAAAUUACGCCCGUUACCGGGAGGGGGAGCUCAUCUACACCACCGUGCUGCACCUCCUCAACGUCAACUUCACCGACGAGGGCCGCUACCAGUGCGUGGUGUCCAACCACUUUGGCGCAAACUACUCCAACAGGGCCAAGCUCACUGUUAACGAGCUGCCGUCCUUCCUCAAGACCCCCAUGGAUCUCACCAUCCGGACGGGCACCAUGGCCAGGCUGGAGUGUGCCGCCGAGGGCCACCCCUCGCCGCAGAUCGCUUGGCAGAAGGACGGCGGCACCGACUUCCCGGCCGCCCGCGAGCGGAGAAUGCACGUGAUGCCGGACGACGACAUCUUCUUCAUCGCCAACGUGAAGACGGAGGACAUGGGGGUGUACAGCUGCACGGCGCAGAACGCCGCGGGCAGCUUGUCCGCCAACGCGAUGCUGACGGUCCUGGAAACUCCUUCUUUUGCGCGGCCCCUGGAGGACAGAACCGUCGCGAGAGGCGAAACCGCCGUGCUUCAGUGCAUAGCCGGAGGCAGCCCCGCCCCACGCUUGAACUGGACCAAGGACGACGGGCCCCUGGCGCUCACGGAGCGCCACUUCUUCGCCGCCGCCAACCAGCUCCUGAUCAUAGUGGACGCCGGACCCGGCGACGCCGGGAAGUACACCUGCAUCAUGUCCAACACGCUGGGAACCGAGCGCGGCCACAUCUACCUGGGCGUGGCGCCGUCGCCCAACUGCGACAGCGGCGCAGGCUACGACCAGGACGGCUGGACCACGGCGGGCAUCGUGGUGAUCGUGGUGGUGUGCUGCGUGGUCGGCACCUCGCUGGUGUGGGUCAUUGUCAUCUAUCACAUGCGCAGGAGGAGCGAAGACUACAGCAUCACCAACACAGACGAAAUGAAUUUGCCGCCGGACAUCCCCAGCUACCUCUCUUCUCAGGGGACUUUGUCCGAGCCGCCGGAAGGUUACAGCAGCUCUGAGGCCGGCAGCCACCAGCAACUCGUGGCGCCGCUCUCCAAUGGAUACGUGCACAAGGGCACGGAGGGUGUGUGCUACGGAGACGUAGCCGGCGAGGUGGAAACGGAAGGUUCCGGACGGCUUCAGUGCCGGGCGGGCCCGCUGUUCACCGGCCGGAGCGGCUUCCGGCCCGGGGAGGCUCGCGACGGACCGGCCGGAGCCCCCUCAGGCGCCGCCAGCCCGAUGGUCAUGUGUUCCGACUGCUACGACAACGCCAAGGUCUUCUCUCGCACGCGGGACUACUGCCCCUACGCCUACCCGGGCGAGGACGACCUGCCGGCUUUGAAGGAGAGCUUCGGCGAGCGCGCCCGGCGAGAGGACGCCGGCCCGGAGCGCUUCCUCGGCAGACGGGAACCGGACAGGCCGAGCAGCCGGACCUCGAUGGAAGAUUGCGCCACCGACUUCUCGAGCCACUCGAUGUGGGGCGAAAGGCAAACCUCAAAGCCGCAAGCGGGCGCCGCCACUCGCAGGACGCUUCUUCCGGCGGGGGAUGCGGCGGCGGCCGGGUCGCAGAAGCGCAGACCGCCCCCCGAAAGGACGAAGCCUCAGAACCGGCCGGCACCCACAUAGGCCACCGCUACCUCCUUUCAGCACUCUGCCAAAGGUUGCCGCGUUGCCUGCUGGAGUCGCUCGGCUCGGCACUCGCGCGGACGCCGUGAACGUGAGCAACUUUGGGACGGGAGCGCACUUGAGAUUUGGAACAGCGAGUGGUCGUGAACCCAAGACUGCGCCGAGACCGCGUUGUGCUGUGUAAUUCCUUUUACGUAUGAAGAUAUCCUCAGCCUUGCGCAAUCUUCUCUUCCAGCAGUUUAUGGAGCAGGAGGACCACUUUUUUUUUUUUUUUUUUUUAAUUUUGAUUUUUAUUUUUAGACGCACCUGUGUAACAAUCCUGUUUUUUUUUUUUUUUUUGUUUGUUUUUUUUUUUAUUCCAGUGUCUCCUCGCACUGACCCGAUUUGCCUCCACCGCUCGCGGGCACUUAAUUUAAUGAUCUUCUUUUAUUCCUUUUCAGCCACGAUCCUCCUACUGUGGAAAAAAAAAAAAAGCAAGCGCAGAAUGAAAUGUUUGAAACGCAGACGUUAUGUACAGGUGCGUAAUCCAUUAGCUGACAAUUUACAUUUUUGUCUCCUAUCUAAAGGAAGGAAAAAAAAAAAAAAAAAAGAACAUUUGGUACUUGGCAUUUUACCGAGAAUGUUUCUGGCGAGGCGGCACGGUGGAUCAGCUGGUAAAGCGUUGGCCUCGCAAUCCUGAGGUCCCGGGUUCAAUCCCGUACCCGCCUGGGUUUUCUCCCGCCUCCCAAAAACAUGCAACAUUAAUCAGACACUCUAAAUUGCGCCGUUGGUGUGAUUGUGAGUGCGACUGUCGUAUAUCUCCGUGUGCCCUGCGAUUGGCUGGCGACCAGUUCAGGGCGUACCCCGCCUCCUGCUCGUCGACAGCUGGGUUAGGCUCCAGCGCUCCCCGCGACCCUCGUGAGGAUAAGUGGCAAAAAAAACAUAUUUGAAAACCCUUUCAGCAUACAGGCAAAGUUUUAAGUAACAUUGCCGUCGUCCGCGUGUGAAGAGAAGAUAACCACUCGUGUCAUGAGCAAAAUUUCAUAAACCGCUUACAUCCUGCAAUAGAGAGGGAGGAACGUGUUUACUGAGCCAUACACUCAAACUAGUAUGUGAUACCUCAUUCUUUGCAUUUUCUUAAGUCGGACCUCAUCAGGAUCACAUAAAAAAAAAAAAAAAAUUCUCAUCACUACAAAAUGAAAAAUGUUGUCCUUGACAUUGUCUCGCAUAUCUUGUGGAAUGUCAAAUGCUUUCAGUCACAUUUCAGCAUUGCUCGAUUUGUGAUACGAGUUGCGUCGUCACAUUAAAAUGGGAAACAAAAAAGUGCCAUCGGUAAGCACGUUGGCACUUUUUUGGGGGCUGUUUUUUUUUUUUUCUCCAAAUUUUGUGGCAGUAAAGGAUGUUUUUUGCAGCCGGGAUGAGAAUCUGAUUUCAGUUGCCGCAACUGGAUAAAUAAUGCUUAAAUAGUACGAUUUUUUUUUUUUAAUAACUUAUUAGGUGAUUGGGAUAAAAAUGCUGAAAAUUGAUUUUUCUUUCUUUUUUUUUUUCUGGAAACAUUCAAAUGUGACUUAGGCUAACAAAGAAGUUAAGCGCCAUCCGAUAAAAGGCCUGCAGACUUUUGUCCGGUUUUCCGAAUGUUCUUGGAAUUGUGAACUUUCCUCAGUUUACCUCUCGCGGAUCUUGCAGGCUGAAAUGACCGCAUCAUCUCUUUUGCACUUGGAUUUUGUCUGUCGGCUUCCGACGUUGCACACGUUCCUCGUUGUUUGUUUUGCUGUCAUUACAAAUGGAGACCAUCUCAGGUCAGCGGUCGCACCUCCGAAGCCUUUUUCCAUUUACAAUUUUUUUUUUUUUUUGCGUGGUUUACUUUUCUAUGACUUAAGAAUUGACACAUUCCAGACGUGCACAAUGUCAUGUUUGUUGUACUUUGACAAGUUAGCUUGAAGCAGCCACAUGACAUGUUUGUGUACGUUACAUUUCUCGUUAUUUCAAGGCCAUUUUUGUUCCCUUAAUACCAAAGUUUACCAGAUCAGUCAAAAGAAAAAGUUGCUCUGGCAAUAUUCUAUGCUGCUUUUUUUAUUGUUCUUUUAUUGUGAUAUUUUUUUUCUCCCCCCAAUUAUAUUUUUGGACCUUGUACAUUGUGUAAAGCAUGUUUAAUAAAAAAAAAAAAAAAAAGGGGGGGGGGCUUUUGUUGCAAAGCUAUUAUUAUAGAUGAUCAACAUGUUCCAAGCGAGUUUCCCAAGUGUUGCUGCGUAUUGCUGAAGAAUUAUGAUUUUGAGCACCAUGCUGUAGUUUGGUAAACGCAUUAAAUGCUGCUUUUUUUGUCAUAAAAGAGAUCAAUAACAGGA
This is a messenger RNA of Syngnathoides biaculeatus (alligator pipefish), 5904 nucleotides long. RefSeq names its product leucine-rich repeats and immunoglobulin-like domains 2 (gene lrig2). NCBI's taxonomy places the organism in Eukaryota, Metazoa, Chordata, Actinopteri, Syngnathiformes, Syngnathidae. The record is from RefSeq and is a predicted model, not a curated record. Gene Ontology annotation, molecular function: protein binding. Bases 491 to 3580 code for a protein of 1029 amino acids. The transcript is spliced from 18 exons.